AUGUCAUCAUUACAUGUGUUGUUCAAGAAUGAUAAGAAAACAAUUCAAGUUACACCAGGUACAGCUAUGGCAGAUCUACUGUCUAAAGCAUUGACCAUGUAUAAAGUUCCACAAGAAAGUCAUACACUAUAUGCUUUAUCAUUGUCAGGUAUUCCUUCAGGUAGUCGUGUAUCGAUUGUUCAGAAUUCAGGUGCCAAUGUCACAUCAGAGAUUAGAAUAGCCAUACAAUUACCAGACGGCAAGAGACUGCAAGGAAACUUCAAGACAACUCUGACCCUCUGGGACAUCUUUUUGCACUUUGAAUCGAAAAAUGGUGAGAACCUGGUAAGACAAUUUGACGUUGAAACUGGCUACUACAAAUCUCCUGUUGCCGUUAUUAUUAAUAAGGAAGUAUCUACAUUUGAAGAAUUACAACAAUUUACACUACGUAAAUUAAUGAUUACAGAAUCAUGUUUGAUUCAUCUUAAAUUCAAACAAACCGACGUUAAAUAUGAAGAGAUUAAAGAAACAAUCGAUACCUAUCAACCAUUGGGUUUCUUUGAAAAGGCAAAUCAAAUUAUGGAACAAUUAAAGGGCAUAACAUAUGAAGAAUAUAUAAAUCAACAACAAUCACAACCACAACAAGAACAAGAACAAAAAGGAGUUUCACCAUCAACAUCUACGACGACUACAUCAACGACGAAAACUUCACCAUCUACAUCUCCUUCAAAUAAUAAUAAUAAUAAUAACAAUAAUAAUAAUAAUAAUAAUAAUAAUAAUGUUAAAAUAGAAAGUACAACAUCACCAAAGGAUAAUCCUCAACAAGUACCGCCAUCUCCAACAACUUCAUCAUCUUCAUCAUCAGAAACCAAAGAUGAUAAAGCAAUGGAUUUAAUAGAUUCACCAUCAAAUGACAAUGCUAUUGCAUCUACAACAUCUACAACUUCUACAACUUCAACAGUAGUUCCAAUGGAAUCAUCCCCACCAAUACAACAAUUUGAACAACCAGAAAUUGAAAGAAAUUUUAAGAUUCAUACUCCAAAAUAUGAAGAUAUAGAUAUCACUUCUAUUCAAUUUGAUGAAGCAAUGACAUCAGAAGAUUUUAAAAGAUUGAUGGAAGCAAAUAAAAGAAUCAAGAGAGAAAAGGAUGAAAGGGAUUCAAUAUUGAGAACUAAAAAGAUGAGAGAUAGUGAAGACCAAAAGAAAGCAAGAAAAUACACAACGACAGACAUUCGUAUCACACUUCCCGAUAGAAAGGUGUUGGAAAUGACAUUCCAUCCAAGAGAACGUAUUGCCAAACUACACCAAUUCCUCUCGACCAAAUUUGUUGAACCACUUGCCAACUUUUACCUCUAUGUCACUCCACCUGUCAAGGAACUCGCUCUUGACAAGACAUUUGUCUCUGAGCAAUUAUACCCUCGUGCAAAAAUAUAUGUUGGUGUUCGUCCCGAUUCAGCUCCACUUAAACUCAUACCAGAGAUUGAUGAUCAAUUUACAGCAUCUUUUAAAGAAACAAUCAAUGAUUUAUUACAACAAGAAAAGGAAGAAAAGGAACAAAAGGAAAAGAAGGAACAAUCUGAAUCGACAACUAGUACUACUAGUACUAGUACAACAACUAGCAGCUCAACCACCAUAUCAUCAGAACAAUCUACUCCAACUUCUGAUAAUGUAAAUAUUAAUAAUAAUAAUAAUAAUAAUGAUAAGGAUAUUGAUAUGAAAGAUGAUAGAUAUAAUGAAGAAGAAGCUCGAUCCGCUAGUGGAACCAAAAUUCCAUCUUGGUUUGGCAAAGGAAAGAAAAUGUAA
Cavenderia fasciculata is the source of this 1782-nucleotide messenger RNA. Its product is annotated as UBX domain-containing protein. Bases 1 to 1782 code for a protein of 593 amino acids. Gene Ontology annotation, molecular function: protein binding. NCBI's taxonomy places the organism in Eukaryota, Evosea, Eumycetozoa, Acytosteliales, Cavenderiaceae. The record is from RefSeq and is a predicted model, not a curated record. The transcript has 4 exons.